Molecule: messenger RNA, 2087 nt
Organism: Suncus etruscus (white-toothed pygmy shrew)
Lineage: Eukaryota; Metazoa; Chordata; Mammalia; Eulipotyphla; Soricidae
Gene: CERS5
Product: ceramide synthase 5
Exons: 11
Coding region: 59-1219 (386 amino acids)
Biological process (GO): ceramide biosynthetic process
Cellular component (GO): membrane
Molecular function (GO): sphingosine N-acyltransferase activity; DNA binding
Source: RefSeq, a predicted model, not a curated record
UUGGCCGUGGCCGCGGCGCGGGCAGGCUGGAGCGGCGGCGGCGGCCGCGGCGCGUAAGAUGGCGACGGCGGCGGCGGGCGCGCAGCUGCGCCUGUGGUGGGGCUGGCUGUGGAGCGAGCGCUUCUGGCUGCCGCGCAACGUGAGCUGGGCCGACCUGGACGCCGGGCCGGACGGCGGCGACGGCCUGGGCUACCCGCAGGCCCGCCACAUCCUGGCGGUGUUCCCGCUGGCGGCGGGCGUGUUCUCCGUGCGGCUGCUCUUCGAGCGGUUUAUUGCCAAACCUUGUGCACUCCAUGUUGGCAUCCAGGACAGUGUUCCAUAUUUGGUCCAGCCCAAUGCUAUCCUUGAGAAGGUGUUCAUAUCUGUUACCAAGUAUCCUGAUGAGAAAAGGCUGGAGGGCCUGUCAAAGCAACUGGACUGGGAUGUUCGAAAAAUCCAGUGCUGGUUUCGUCACCGGAGGAAUCAGGAAAAGCCUCCAACGCUCACUAAAUUCUGUGAAAGCAUGUGGAGACUCACUUUUUAUUUAUGUAUGUUUUGCUACGGAAUUAGAUUUCUCUGGUUGUCUUCUUGGUUAUGGGACACUCGACAGUGCUGGCAUAGCUAUCCAUAUCAGCCUCUCACAAGUGGACUUUAUUACUAUUAUAUCAUGGAAUUGGCCUUUUAUUGGUCUCUUAUGUUUUCUCAGUUUACAGACAUUAAGAGAAAGGAUUUCCUGAUCAUGUUUGUGCAUCACUUGGCCACCAUUGGGCUCAUCACCUUCUCCUACAUCAAUAACAUGGUUCGUGUGGGAACACUGGUCAUGUGUCUACAUGAUGUCUCAGACGUUUUGCUAGAAGCAGCCAAGCUGGCCAAUUAUGCCAAGUAUCAGCGACUUUGUGACACCCUUUUCAUCAUCUUCAGUGCUGUUUUUGUGGUCACUCGACUAGGAAUCUAUCCGUUUUGGAUUCUGAACACGACACUCUUUGAGAGUUGGGAGAUCAUUGGGCCUUAUCCGUCUUGGUGGUUCUUCAAUGGCCUUCUCCUGAUUCUGCAGGUUCUGCAUGUCAUCUGGUCCUACCUGAUCGCACGAAUUGCUUUCAAAGCUUUGGCUCGGGGAAAGGUGCCUUUACCAAGGAUUAGACCCAGACUCUGUAUUCUCCGCUCUUUUCUCACCUCCUUCCUUUUUUCUGUUCCUGGUGGGAGCUGGACAGUUUCAUCUCUUGCAUGUAUCCAAGGAUGAUCGAAGUGAUGUAGAGAGCAGCUCAGAGGAAGAAGAUACAACCACCAACGCUAAAAAACCCUGUGGUAGCAGCUCCAGCAAUGGUGCCAAUCGGUUGAAUGGUCUUGUGAGAGGCAGCUACUGGGCUGAAGAGUGAAGAAAAUAGUCUGGGAACUUCAGCACACAUGAACUUGUAGGGCCACUGGCAGCCUACCCUUGGAGCCCACCACCACCUUUACUCAUUUGACUAGAGGGUCUGCAAGGCACAGAAAAAAAUCAGAGAAACAGAUAUUUUCACUUUUUUUAAACUUUGCCGUUUUAUAUUUAAUAGUCUCCAGGUUUUCAGUAAUGUUAUUUGCUCUGUGUGUGUGUUUGUGUUUAUGCAUGUAUAUGUACAUUUGUGCAUAUGCAUGAGUUCCAUUGUCUGGGUUGGGGCACAGUUCUGGGCUAAGUCCUGCCUGGUCCACCUUUGAACCCAUCUCAAUCCCAGAUUUGGCUGCACCUUAAUUCAUGCUGACUCUGGACUAUCUCCCUCCCUUAUUGCCCAUGGCUCUUGAGGCCCUAGCCAUCUGAAUGAAGCAUAUCAAGUUCAUUUCCAAGUUUCUGUACCAUUUUCUCCAUGAGUGCUGGAAUCUUUCAUAUGAAGAUAUUCGAAACAGACAACCAAGAUGGAUGGCCAGGAUUACUGUGUUCCUUGCUAGAUCCUCUACCUGCCACCUGAAGUGACAUGGACAGCUGCUGAAAUCCUGUUCCUUACGCUAUGGUACGCAGGGAGGGGAGGAGGGUGGGAGAGACGGAGCAGAGGGCUGGAGGAGGACAACAGCCACUGAUGAGCUGUUAACGGUUUUUACUAUGUUUACUCUUCUGUGAUUAAAAGUGCUUCAACCCA